AUGACAUGUUACAUCAUAAAUAUUACAGGUUUUGUAUCCUGUUCGCCGAGUCCUUGUAAGCACGGAGGGGUCUGCAUAUCACCACCGCGCGGCGAGUCGUAUUGCAACUGCACAUCUCACUACGUGAGCGAGUACUGCCAGCAUCGCAAUCCUUGCCUAACAGGACCGCGAUGCCAAAACGGUGGCUCUUGCCACGUGCGCGAGGGCAUCGGCGGUGGUACCCCGUCAUUCGUCUGCUCCUGUCCCGUUGGCUACACGGCCAGCCUCUGCGAGAUCAGGAUCGACAACGCCUGCGACUCGUCGCCCUGCUCCAACAACGGCACGUGCGUCCUCAAGUCGCUCUACGAUUACACCUGCUCCUGUGCCCACGGUUACGCCGGCGAAUUCUGCGAAGAAGUCGAUUAUUGCGCAUCGUCGCCCUGUCGCAACGACGCGCAAUGCCGAUCGCUGGACAACACGUACCAAUGCACUUGCACGGCCGGAUACACCGGGCCCAACUGUUCCGAGGACGUAAACGAGUGCGAUCUCCAGCCGUGCAGAUUCGGCACCUGCCACAACACCUACGGAUCUUACAAAUGCAUGUGCAACAGCGGAUUCACCGGCCAAAAUUGCGAAAGCGAGUACAUACCCUGCAGUCCGUCGCCGUGUCAAAACGGCGGCGUCUGCCACGAGAUCGACAACUUGACCUUCAAAUGCUCAUGUCCAGAAGGCUUCCAAGGUGAUGUCUGCGAGACCAACAUAAACGACUGCGUGGGCAACCUCUGUCAGAACGGGGCGACGUGCAUCGACCGAGUGAACGAGUACUCGUGCCUGUGCCCGCCAGCCUUCACGGGUCCCCAGUGCGAGCACGAUGUCGACGAGUGCUCGGUCAGGCCGUCCCUGUGCCACAACGGGGCCACCUGCACCAACAGCCACGGCAGCUACUCGUGCAUAUGCGUCAACGGAUGGACCGGGCCCGACUGCAGCGUCAACAUCGACGACUGCGCCAGCGCCGCCUGCUUCAACGGGGCCACCUGCAUCGACAGGGUCGGCAGCUUCUACUGCCAGUGCACGCAAGGAAAAACCGGUCUCCUGUGCCAUCUGGACGACGCCUGUACAUCCAACCCCUGCCACCAGGACGCAGUUUGUGAAACCAGUCCCAUCAACGGCUCGUUCACGUGCUCGUGUACGAGUGGCUAUCGCGGCAUUGACUGCUCCGAGGAUAUCGACGAGUGCAAACAAGGUUCACCGUGCGAGCACGACGGCAUCUGCGUGAACACGCCCGGCUCGUUCGCGUGCAACUGCACGCAAGGCUUCACGGGUCCGCGUUGCGAGACCAACGUCAACGAGUGCGAGUCGAUUCCCUGCAGAAACGACGGCUCCUGCCUCGAUGAUCCCGGAACCUUUCGAUGCGUCUGCAUGCCAGGUUUCACGGGUACGCAGUGCGAGAUAAACAUUGACGAGUGCGCGUCGAAGCCGUGCCUGAACGGGGGCAUCUGCACGGACCUGAUCAACGGUUUCAAGUGCAAGUGCGCGGACGGCUUCGCGGGCGUCCACUGCCAGAUAAACAUCGACGAUUGCGCGAGCUCACCCUGCCGCAAUGGCGGCACCUGCCACGACUCCAUCGCCAAGUACACGUGCGAGUGCCCGGCCGGCUUCAACGGCGCCUCCUGCGAGACCAACAUCAACGAUUGCCAAUCCAACCCGUGCCACAGCGGCACGUGCAUCGACGGCGAGAACUCCUUCAGUUGCAGCUGUUUCCCCGGCUUCACGGGCAACCUGUGCCAAACGCAGAUUGACGAGUGCGAGAGCAGUCCGUGUUUGUUCGGUGGCCGGUGCGAGGACCGGAUCAACGGUUACCAGUGCAUAUGCCGGCCGGGCACCUCGGGCAACAAUUGCGAGAUCAACGUCAACGAGUGCUACAGCAAUCCGUGUCGCAACGGGGCCCGGUGCAUCGACGGGAUCAAUCGUUACUCGUGCGAGUGCGAGCCGGGCUUUACGGGCCAGCACUGCGAGACGGACAUCAACGAGUGCGCCUCAAACCCGUGCGCCAACGGGGGCCGCUGCGUCGACCUUAUCAACGGCUUUAGGUGCGAGUGCCCCCGGGGUUACUACGACGCGAGGUGCCUGAGCGACGUGGACGAGUGUAGUUCGAACCCGUGCGUCAACGGGGGCACCUGCGAGGACGGGGUCAAUCAGUUCAUCUGCCAUUGUCUGCCCGGUUACGGGGGCAAGCGUUGCGAGGCCGACAUUGACGAGUGCGGCUCGAACCCGUGCCAACACGGGGGCAUUUGCAAGGACAGGCUCGACGGGUACGCGUGCCAGUGCUUGCCCGGCUACGCGGGCGUCAAUUGCGAGACCAACGUCGACGACUGCGCCAUCAGUCCGUGUCAGAACGGUGGCUCGUGCAUCGACCUCGUCAACGAUUACAAGUGCGUCUGCGAGCUGCCCCACACGGGCAGGAAUUGCGAGAACAAGCUUGACCCCUGCUCGCCCAACAAGUGUCUUCACGGAGCCAAGUGUUCGCCGUCAUCGAAUUUUUUGGACUUUGUGUGCACGUGCACCGUAGGCUACACGGGACGGCUUUGCGACGAGGACGUGGACGAGUGCGUCAUCACGUCGCCUUGUAGGAACGGAGCUACCUGUCGCAACACCAAUGGCUCGUACCACUGCGUGUGCGCCAAGGGUUACGAGGGACGCGAUUGCAUCAUCAACACCGACGACUGCGCCUCGUAUCCUUGUCAGAAUGGUGGUACCUGCCUCGACGGUAUUGGUGAUUACACCUGUCUGUGCGUCGAUGGUUUCAAUGGCAAGCAUUGCGAGGUCGACAUUGACGAGUGCACCUCGUCCCCGUGUCAGAACGGCGCCGUUUGCAAGGAGUACGUCAACUCGUACACCUGCCAGUGCAAGCUCGGCUUCUCGGGGAUCAAUUGCCAGACGAACGACGAGGAUUGCACCGAGUCCUCGUGCAUGAACGGCGGCACCUGCAUCGACGGCAUCAACAACUACACCUGCGUCUGUCGGCCCGGCUACACGGGCUCGAACUGCCAGUACCGCAUCAACGAGUGCGACAGUAAUCCCUGCCAAAAUGGUGCCACCUGCCACGACCACGUGCAAUAUUACACGUGCCACUGCAUGUACGGCUACACGGGCGAGCGCUGCGAGAGCUACGUCGACUGGUGCGCCGAGUCGCCCUGCGAGAACCAAGCGACCUGCGUCCAGCAGAGAAACAAGUACGAGUGCAAGUGCUCGCCCGGCUGGACGGGCAAGGUAUGCGACGUCGAGAUGGUCUCGUGCAAGGACGCCGCUCUGCGCAAGGCCGCCCCCGAGCGUAGGCUGUGCAACAACGGCACCUGCAAGGACAUCGGCAACAGCCACACGUGUCUCUGCAACGAGGGCUACACGGGCAGCUACUGCCAGACCGAGAUCAACGAGUGCGACUCGGCGCCCUGUCAGAACGGGGCCACGUGUCGCGAUCUCGUGGGCUCGUACAGGUGCGACUGCGCCAAGGGCUUCCAGGGUCAGAAUUGCGAGCUCAACAUCGACGACUGUAGCCUCAACGCUGGCAGUCCCGUGCCCGUAUCGCCCUGCCAGAACGGCGGCAUCUGCCACGACUUGAUCAACAACUUCAGCUGUUCGUGUCCGUUCGGCACCCUUGGCUAUCUCUGCGAGAUAAACAUCGACGACUGCGUGCUCGACGCUUGCCACAACAAUGGCACCUGCGUCGACAAGGUCGGGGGCUUCGAGUGCAAGUGUCCCCCGGGUUUCGUGGGCCCGCGCUGCGAGGGCGACAUCAACGAGUGCCUGUCUAACCCGUGCUCGGCCCCCGGCACCCAGGACUGCGUCCAGCUGGUCAACAACUACCACUGCAACUGCAAGCCCGGCUACAUGGGCCGGCACUGCGAGGUCGAGGUCAACUUUUGCGACAGCUCGCCCUGUCAGAACGGCGGAGUCUGCACGGCCCAGAAGGCCGGGCACACCUGCGUCUGCCCGAACGACUACUACGGCCACAACUGCGAGUUCUCCGGCUCGUACUGCGAAACCGAGCCCUGUCGCAACGGGGGCACGUGUCGUGACACUGAUACGAGCGUCGGCUAUCGCUGCCACUGUUUGCCCGGGACAGCCGGUACCCAUUGCGAGAUCGACACGAAGGACGAGUGCCUGAGCAAUCCGUGCCAGCAGCCCGAAGCCAUCUGCGAGAACCUGGUGGGUGACUACGCGUGUUAUUGCCCGCCCAAGUGGACCGGCAAGAAUUGCGAGCUCUUCGAUCCCGAGUCCAGGGGUGGCCUGUACGGGCGCAAGAAGCCAUCGAUGCCGAGCAACGCUUUCGAGCUCGAUCUCGAGCGGGAGCGCAAAAAGUGCGUGCUGAACCGUUGCGAUGAGAAAUCGGGCAACCACAGGUGCGACGAGGAAUGCAACCGCUACGCGUGCUAUUUCGACGGCAACGAUUGCUCCCUCGGCAUCAAUCCGUGGAGAAACUGCACGGCGUCCAUCAACUGCUGGGACGUCUUUAUGAACGGCGUCUGCAACGAGGAGUGCAACAACGCCCAGUGCCUGUUUGACGGCAGGGACUGCGAGAACAGGCUCAAGCCUUGCAAUCCAUUUUACGAUGCCUACUGUCGCAAGCACUACGCCGACGGUCAUUGCGACUACGGCUGUAACAACGAGGAGUGCAACUGGGAUGGUCUCGAUUGCGACGACACGAUUCCACCGUCGCCGGCCGAGGGUAUGCUCUCGGUGGUCGUGCGCAUGGACAUCCAACAGUUCCGGAAGAACAUCAUCGGCUUCCUGCGCGACAUUGGCCACGAGCUGCGCACUACCUUAAAAGUCAAGCAAGACGACUUUGGUCAGGCCAUGAUAUACCCCUGGCGCCGUGAUCCCGACGAGGAUGACCUGGGUGGCAUGCCGACCUACGACAUAAAGGGCAUAUCCCUGGACACGCACGGUGACAAGUCGACGGGGGUCGUGGCUUACCUCGAGAUCGACAACCGCAAGUGCUCGAACAGCAAACACAAGGUCUGCUUCCCGUCGGCGACCGAAGCUGCCGAGUACCUCGCCGCCACCGCGUCCAAGCACACGCUCUCGCGCAACUUCCCCAUCGAGAAGGUCGAGAGCGUGAUCGGGCCGAACGUCGACUAUCCGGAUACUUCGACCAACUUCAAGUACGUGCUGUUCGGCGCCAUGCUCGUCGUCCUCGUUGCCGCCCUCUUUGGCAUCCUCGUCACGGCCCAGAGGCGCCAUCCCGGCAAGAUAACGACCUGGUUCCCGGACGGCUUCAUCCGCACCUCGAGCAGUAACGUCCAGAGGAGGCGCUCCCGGCGCCGUGGACCCGACGGUCAGGAGAUGCGCAACCUCAACAAGCAGCCGCCCGGUGUCAACUGCAUGGACAUGGGCAACGGGCGCGCGGCGCCCCAGUGGUCCGACGACGAGUCGGAUCUGCCACCCUCGAAGCGUAUGCGCGCCAUCGAGCCCGGCUACGCGAGCGACCACACCCUCGUGACCGACUACGAGGAAGCCGAGCCACGCAUGUGGACGCAGCAGCACCUCGACGCCGCUGAAGUUCACAGGCCCGACGCAGGUGUGCUCACUCCUCCGAGUCUGGAGCACGGCCAGGACGUGGAUGCGAGGGGACCAUGCGGUAUGACGCCCCUCAUGGUCGCGGUUGGAGGUUGCGGCCUCGACACGGGCGAAGAGGAGGACGAGGGCGACGGCACGGCUGCCGUUAUCGCGGACCUCGUAGCCCAGGGUGCUGAUCUCAACGCAACCACUGACAAGAGCGGUGAAACAUCGCUGCAUCUCGCCGCCAGGUACGCCCGGGCGGAUGCCGCCAAGAGGUUGCUCGACGCAGGCGCGGACGCAAAUUCGCAGGACAACACGGGCCGCACGCCCCUGCACUCGGCCGUCGCCGCGGACGCAAUGGGCGUCUUCCAGAUCCUGUUGCGCAACCGCGCCACCAACCUGAACGCUCGCAUGCACGACGGCACAACGCCGCUCAUCCUCGCCGCGCGUCUCGCCACCGAGGGCAUGGUCGAGGAUCUUAUCAACGCGGACGCUGAUAUAAACGCGGCCGACAACAGCGGCAAGACGGCCUUACAUUGGGCCGCGGCCGUGAACAACGUCGACGCGGUGAACAUACUGCUGGUUCACGGAGCCAACAGAGACGCGCAGGACGACAAGGACGAGACCCCGUUGUUCCUGGCAGCGCGCGAGGGUAGCUUCGAGGCGUGCAAGGCGCUCCUCGAUACCUUUGCCAACCGGGAGAUCACGGAUCACAUGGACAGAUUGCCAAGAGACGUGGCUGGCGAGCGGUUGCACCACGACAUCGUCAGGCUACUGGACGAGCACGUGCCGAGGUCACCGCAAAUGGUGACCGUCAUGCCCAACGGCCCGCUCAUGGGCUCGCCAAACCAUCCACAACUCAUAUCGCAUCCGACGGUCAUCGGGAACGCGCCGAAGCAGAGCAAGUCGAAGAAGCGUGCGAAACCGGGCUCGGGCAAUCCCAACAGUCCGGAGUCGGAAAACGGGGGCAUCAGUGUCAACGGCGUGGUCGCGUCCGCGGCGCGCCGAAAGCCCUCGGUCAAGAAGCAGCAGCCAGCGAAGCGCGCCGCUCAGCCGAACCCCAACCAGGAGCUGCCGCAGGGUGCCGAGGGCGCGGAAGGCAAUCUGCCCAGUCCCUAUGACAGCGCGAGUCUGUUUAGCAACGCUCUGCCUCCCCUCGUCGCCACGGGAGCUACUCACACUCAGACCUCGGCGGCCAAACAGCCACCCCCCUACGAGGAUUGUAUCAAAAGCCAGACCAUGCAACAUUUGCAGCAGCUGAACCAUUUGGACAGUUUCACGAGCUACGGGCUGCCGAAUUUUCACGACCAGCUGCUGGCCGCGCAGCAUUCGCAAACGCAGCAACGUCAACCGACGAGCAACGGGGGAAUGGUGGUGAACACGCUGUCGCCGCCUUACAGCAACCAGUCGCCACCUCACUCGGUUCAGUCGAACAUAACGCUGUCGCCGCAAGCGAGCUAUGGCAUGGGUUCGCCCUCGCCGGCCAAGAACCGGCCAUCCCUGCCCACCUCGCCCACCCACAUAGCCGCGAUGCGCCAAGCGACGCACCAAAAACACGGCGGCAUGCCGCCCGUGGGGUUUGACUUUGACAACCUACCCUACACCCAGCAAUCGCAGCAGCAGCAACAGCCGAUGCAGCCCACCCAGCAGCAGCAGCAACAGUUUCAGCAGCAACACCAACAACAGCAGCAGCAACAGCAGCAGCAGCAACAGCAGCAACAGCAGCAACAACAACAGCAGCAGUACUAUCAGUACUUGACGCCGCCGUCGCACCAUUCGGGCCCGGAUGUGACCCCCCAGCACAUCAUGCAAGCGCCGGAGAGCUUUCCCACGCCCUCGCCGGACAGUCCGGGUCACUGGUCCUCGAGCUCGCCCCACUCGAACAGCGACUGGUCCGAGUGCAUGGCCUCGCCCCACGCGUACGGCUCGGUCGGCGUCGCGACAGGACACCAAAGCAACAAGGGCUCCGAGGCUAUCUACAUAUGAGAGCGGCUCAUCUGCGUGUCGCCGGUGCCCCACGCCCCCAACGCCGUCGAUACGGUCCGAGCAGUGAGCGAUCAGAACUG
Messenger RNA from Copidosoma floridanum, 7604 nucleotides. RefSeq names its product neurogenic locus Notch protein (gene N). Gene Ontology annotation, biological process: cell differentiation; Notch signaling pathway; multicellular organism development. Gene Ontology annotation, molecular function: protein binding; calcium ion binding. Lineage: Eukaryota; Metazoa; Arthropoda; Insecta; Hymenoptera; Encyrtidae. Gene Ontology annotation, cellular component: signaling receptor complex; plasma membrane; cell surface. The record is from RefSeq and is a predicted model, not a curated record.